Westerdykella ornata is the source of this 1662-nucleotide messenger RNA. Its product is annotated as membrane protein-like protein TMS1. The record is from RefSeq and is a predicted model, not a curated record. The coding region runs from base 81 to 1541 and encodes 486 amino acids. The transcript has 4 exons. Gene Ontology annotation, cellular component: membrane. Lineage: Eukaryota; Fungi; Ascomycota; Dothideomycetes; Pleosporales; Sporormiaceae.
CGACUCUUACCACCGUAACGUCACCAGGCGACUUCGUGCUCGGCAUCACCACCACCACCUCCCGCAACUCCAUUCCUACGAUGGGCGCCUUGUUGUCCGUCCCUUUUCUCGCGCUUCCAAGCGUAGGCACAUUAUGGGGCUGUCUCGCCUCUUGCUGUGGAGCUGCAACAUGCAGUGCCGUCUUUGGCUCAUGUGGAGGAAAGUGUGGGAAUAGCAUCGCCACGCGCAUAGCGUACGCACUCAUCCUCCUCGUCAACUCCAUCGUCUCCUGGAUUAUGCUCACCGACUGGGCCAUGAAGAAGCUCUCGCAUCUUACCCUCGACUACGUAGACAUACAGUGCAACGGCGAGCAGUGCUAUGGAUACGUUGCGGUGCAGAGGAUCAACUUCGCGCUUGGCUUUUUCCACCUCCUCAUGGCGCUGAUGCUGGUCGGAGUACGGUCAUCGAAGGACGGUCGCGCCCCGAUUCAGAACGGCUUCUGGGGACCCAAAGUCAUUGCUUGGAUCGGCAUGAUAGUCCUCACCUUCUUCAUCCCAAACUCCUUCUUCAUUGUCUGGGGGAAUUACUUUGCCAUGAUUGGCGCAUACCUCUUUCUCCUCAUUGGUCUUAUCCUCCUCGUCGACCUUGCCCACAACUGGGCGGAAUACUGUCAGGAGAAGAUUGAAGUCACCGAGUCCAACGUGUGGACCUCACUACUUGUCGGAUCCGCUCUGUUCAUGUACCUGGCUUCGCUGGCUAUGACCAUCGUCAUGUACAUCUACUUUGCCAAGUCUGGAUGCGGCAUGAACCAGGCAGCCAUUACUGUCAACAUGAUAUUGCUCGUCGUUGCAUCGGUGGUAUCCAUCCAUCCGGCCGUGCAGAAUGUAAACCCUCGCGCCGGCCUCGCUCAGUCCGCCAUCGUCGCAAUCUACUGCACGUACCUGACCAUGUCCGCCGUUGGUAUGGAACCGGACGACCACCAGUGCAAUCCCUUGAUCCGCGCGCGGGGAACACGGAAAGCCACCAUUGUCAUUGGUGCCAUCGUGACUUUCGUCACAGUUGCUUACACAACAACGCGUGCCGCAACCUACGGACUUGCUCUUGGAUCGCAGGGCAAUUCCUACGGGAACGGCUACUCUAGCCUUGGUACGGAAGAUUAUGAGCAUGGCCUCGUGACGCAACAGCCCGAGUCGCGCCGUGAGAUGCGUCAGGCUGCGCUUCGAGCGGCCGUGGAGAGCGGGGCUCUCCCCGCCUCAGCCCUGGACGAUUCCGACAGUGACGACGAAGACGAUGGGCCAGCCCGGAAUCCCCGCGACGACGAGGUGAAUGCGACACAGUACAACUACUCGCUCUUUCAUCUCAUCUUCUUCCUCAGCACAACGUGGGUUGCCACCCUGCUGACCACAAGCUUCGACGAAAAGGACAUGCAAGGCGAUUUCGUUCCGGUUGGCAGGACGUACUGGGCGAGUUGGGCCAAGAUCAUCAGUGCCUGGGUCUGCUACGCCAUCUACAUCUGGAGUUUGGUCGCGCCGCUUGUAAUGCCUGACCGUUUCGAUUAUUGAGCGAUCUGCCUUGCUGCGUGGGUUCUGUGGUGCGUUUAUGGCUCAUGAAGAGCGCUGUACGCGUAUGUAAUAUUGUUAGCAGUUUGGAUUUUUCGUAAUAAUUGGAAAACUUCAAUUCUCA